This is a messenger RNA of Dromiciops gliroides (monito del monte), 4550 nucleotides long. RefSeq names its product tribbles pseudokinase 2 (gene TRIB2). Gene Ontology annotation, biological process: regulation of MAP kinase activity; protein phosphorylation; positive regulation of proteasomal ubiquitin-dependent protein catabolic process. Gene Ontology annotation, molecular function: protein kinase activity; mitogen-activated protein kinase kinase binding; ATP binding. Bases 1316 to 2347 code for a protein of 343 amino acids. Lineage: Eukaryota; Metazoa; Chordata; Mammalia; Microbiotheria; Microbiotheriidae. The transcript has 3 exons. Gene Ontology annotation, cellular component: nucleus. The record is from RefSeq and is a predicted model, not a curated record.
AAGGCAGAGAUCGAUCCCGAGCGGGGCGAGAACUGAUCGGGAGCACGAGUCAUCGGGGCCUGAGCUCGGAGUCGGACAACCUUCUAUCCCGUCCGUUCCAGCCCACGCUAGCGGUGUGUGCGGGCACCCGGCUGAGAGCCCCGAGGGGCUCCCAGGAGGCUUGCGCGGGCACGGGAGCACGCGAGGAGCCCCCGCCUCUUCCUGACUCGCUCUGGGAGUUGAGGACAGCAGCAGCAGAGGCGACAGCCGCAGCGGGCGGCCAGAGCUGGAGAAGCAUGAGCCUCAUCUGACCCCGAGCUCUCCUUCUCCGGCCGAGGACGCCCGGGCUACGCGUCCCACGAGUGGGCCGGGCCACCGGGCUCGACUCCAGGCGCCGCUUUGGAAGACGCUUUUGUUGGCUGCGCGGUGCGCCCGCCCGCCCGCUAGCCAGUCUGUUUGUCCGCCCGCCAGCCGCUCUGUCCGUCUGUCCGCCCGCCCCAAGUUCAAUGCUCCCUCGUUUUAGUUAGUGGAGCGUUUCAGGGGAGCCUUCUCUCGCUGGGAAAAGGUGAAGACGCCAUCUACAGUCAAAACGUAGACAACUUCUCUCCUCUCCUCCCCACGCCCCCCACCAAAAAAAAAAAAAAGGAGGAGGGGGACCCAGGGAUCCUGUAUGCUGUGCUUGGAGUUGCGGAGCCCCGCAGGCUGCAGCUUUCUUUUUUCUUUCCACGCUUUUGGGGCUUUGACUUUUCUUUCGUUCUUCCUUGGGCAGCCUGGCUCCUGGGCCCGCUGACCGCACUGCCUCGGACCCUGCCACCCCGGUGCGAUCCCGCCCUCUGGCCACUACCGCAGCUGGGGCUCUCUUUCCCCGCCUCGGAAGCUUCCCUGGGGCUCCCCAGAGGCAGUCGAACGUUGCAGUUCGCUGCGUUCUGAAGCCGGCUACUUUGUUUCCUUCACCGCGUACGUUCGGAAGCAUUAAAAAAAAUCGUUCGAACGGCGGUUUCAGUCCAUCGCCCGCAGUGGCGGCGGCGGUGGCGGCGUUCCGUGCUGGGAACAAAAGGAGCCGCUCGCCGACCCGCCCGCCCGCCGAGAAAGUGCUCCCAGGACCCGCUUUCCCAGCAGCGGAGGUGCCCAACGUAACCGCCUCUUUCUUUGCCCCUCGGAUUUCCUAACUCUUCCUGCACGCAGCCCCCUCCCCUUCUCGCUCCUCUUCUCUCCUCUCCUUUCGCUCCCCCCCCCCCUUUUUAAUCUCUAACACAAAGGCGCCUGCAGCCGGACUCGCCAGCGAUUGUAACCCGUCCCCACCGGGUUUUGUUGUUUGCGUGUGAUCGCCACCCUCAUGAACAUACAAAGAUCCACCCCGAUCACAAUCUCACGCUAUGGGAGACCUCGGACCAAAACCCAGGAUUUUGAAGAGCUGUCGUCCCUGAGGUCCACCGAGCCCAGCCAGAGCUUCAGCCCCAACCUCGGCUCCCCGAGCCCGCCGGAGGCUCCCAACUUGUCGCAUUGCGUUUCCUGCAUCGGGAAAUAUUUAUUGCUGGAACCUCUGGAGGGAGACCACGUUUUUCGGGCUGUGCAUCUGCACAGUGGGGAAGAGCUCGUGUGCAAGGUAUUUGAUGUCAGCUGCUAUCAGGAGUCUCUGGCUCCCUGCUUCUGCCUGCCUGCCCACAACAACAUCAACCAAAUCACUGAAAUCCUUCUUGGGGAGACCAAGGCAUAUGUUUUCUUUGAACGGAGCUAUGGGGACAUGCAUUCUUUUGUGCGAACCUGCAAGAAGUUAAAGGAAGAGGAAGCAGCCAAACUCUUCUACCAGAUUGCAUCUGCUGUAGCUCACUGUCACGAUGGGGGGCUGGUCCUUCGGGACCUCAAGCUUCGAAAGUUCAUCUUCAAGGACGAGGAAAGGACCAGAGUAAAGCUUGAGAGCCUGGAAGAUGCGUACAUCUUGAGAGGCGGCGAUGAUUCUUUGUCCGACAAACACGGCUGCCCGGCCUACGUGAGCCCAGAGAUCCUGAACACAAAUGGCAGCUACUCUGGCAAAGCCGCGGACGUUUGGAGCCUAGGCGUCAUGCUCUACACCAUGCUGGUGGGACGCUACCCUUUCCAUGACAUUGAGCCCAGCUCCCUCUUCAGCAAGAUCCGGCGUGGACAGUUCAACAUUCCAGAAACUCUGUCACCCAAGGCUAAAUGCCUUAUCCGUAGCAUCCUGCGGCGGGAGCCCUCGGAGAGGCUGACCUCACAGGAGAUUCUGGACCAUCCUUGGUUUUCAACAGAUUUUACCGUCUCAAACUCAGGAUAUGGUGCUAAGGAGGUAUCUGACCAGCUGGUGCCCGAUGUGAACAUGGAGGAAGAUUUGGACCCUUUUUUUAAUUGAGCACACUCAAAGACUCAGUGUCCAGAAGGUACGCGAGUCACGUGAAGGAUCCCUUCUUGACUGAGUUCUACCACCCACCCACAUCAGCCUAGCUUGGUAGCAAACGAGGGACACACUCAUGAGCGCCUGGGUUCAAGGAAGGAAGAUCCACCCUACGAGAGCUGCCCUACCCCACCACAUGUAGGACAGGGGGAUCACUGAGGCUGGGGUGGGGUGGGCCAGAGCAGAACUCUGCUAUAAGUGUAGACUGAUGGGAGUAGGGAGAGGGCGUGACUCCCCUCGACGUACCUUGGCUCCCAGGAGACAGCACAUGUCAACUCAAUUCCAGGGGCAGCUCUCGACUUCUCCAAUUUCUGUUUUGUUUGGCAGAUCUCAGAGGGAUCAAAACUUCCUUUUUUCCCCUUUUUUUGCCUCAGACACACAUCUUGGCAUCGCACUGUUAGUAUUUAAUUCCUUGUGAUUUAUUCAGGGAAGGGACAAUUGGCCAAUGAUUUUUACUUUUCAAGGAAACAAACUAACCUGUCUGAUAACUAAAAAGGACUCGCUCCAACACCAAACAAAAGCCGGUGCAAAAUGGUCUGGCAUGUGAAAAGUGGGUGCUAAGAGUGAACCCAGGAAGAGUUCAGUUCACGUCUGAUCUGUUUCUUCUGAGUCAAUUAGUUGGUGUUCUCAUCAGGAGUUGACACUUGGUUGAGUGCUUCAUGCCCCUCAUGGGGAAGGUUCUCUCCUUCAGCAAACCCUUCUGUUUUGUCACAGAAAGCUAUUAGGACUCAAAUUCCUAGAGCAUUACUGCUAGAAGAGCUAAUUAUUGUUUGUUUGUUUGUUUGUUUUUUUAAUAGAAAAAGAGAGGGACAUUGAGAGAGAAGGCUAGGGAAGCGCAAUGGCAUUUUGUUAUUGAUGAAAUAGAUUGGGAACACUGGCUUCCCUGUUUGCCGUGCUUGGUAUUAGCAAAAGGGCCAGAAAGAACGGGAAGCUAUUAAGUCACUGUGUGACUUGGGUCCAUUGGUCCUGUCUCUUCUCUUGGCCUCAGUUUCUUCCUCCUUGAAACAGGAGGGUGAUUGCUAACGUCCCUUCCAACUCUAACGUUCUAGGUUCCAGAUUCCCUCCUGAGUCUCACCUCGGACUAUUCUGUGAUUCUCAACAUAAGGUUUGACACAAGAGCAUCAUAACUGGGUGGCCCCAGGGUAAAAUCCAGGGUCUCUCCUUGUUCUCUUUCUGAGAGGAGGAGCCCAGCCCUGGCUGGGCACGUCUGCUGCCCCACUGGAAGAGGGCUGUUAAUUAAUUAGCUGACGGCUUCUGAUUUGGAACAGCAGCCUGUCAUCCUCACACUCAGCAAAGAGGAAAGAUGCACCUUUGUUUUCUAUUUGUAUUGUCCGGAAUCACUCUAUUUAUUAAGGAAAAAGUCACAGUUGUGAUAGAUUAAUGCCAGUAUGUCAAUUACGGGUUCCCCGGGAUGACAUGUUACAUGCUGUAACUGACAAUGGUCAUUUUUUUUUCCUUCCUCUGUUCGGGUAUUUGUCCCUGAAAUGACUGUUCCUUUGGCUUUCCUAGGUAGCUAGCUUUCUUUGAUUUAGCCUGGCAGAUUCCCAUUUUUCUCUUGCUGUAUGAUAAGGAACUCCCUUGGCCUCUGUCUUUGUGUUUCCAGUAUGUACCUCAUUGUCGGGACUUCACUGCCUGUGUGUGUGUGUGUGUGUGUGUGUGUGUGCUUUGUGAAAUGGUCCCAUUUUCUGGGUUGGUGACACGUGGACUCUCUAGGAUGUACAUGUUACUUGAAUUUGUGUUUUGUUAGAGUAUGUGGCAUGGACAUGCAGAUGCUUGGAUGCUGCCAACCUGCCUGGCAGGAUAUAACACGGUCACACUCUCAAGACAACUGUUCCCAGGAGACAGAGCUGCCGCCGACCUGCCCUCGGUUUCAUGUGGGUCACUAAGACUCUCUAGAGGAGGAUUGUUUUAUUUUAUUUUAUUUUAUUUUAUUUUUUACACUCUGAAGAUGGUGCUGUGUCAAGAAGGACCUUUGAUUUCUCCGUUUGUUUGUCUGUCUGCUUUCUCCCUCCCCCUCCCCCAACCCUGCCUCAUUUUUUUUUUUUUUAAGUCCCUAGUAGGAAGAAAGAUCGGUGAUGUGCAUGGCGGGCUCUCCACCCUCUGGUGCUUUGUCACGGAUUUCGAUUUCAUGUUUUUGUCCUAAUCUCUUCAAUAAAUAAAA